Molecule: messenger RNA, 2068 nt
Organism: Anolis sagrei ordinatus
Lineage: Eukaryota; Metazoa; Chordata; Lepidosauria; Squamata; Anolidae
Source: RefSeq, a predicted model, not a curated record
UUCUGGGUAAAGGAGCAUAAGGUGUGCAAACUCCAUCAUGGAGCUAUUCGGAGCAGUCACCCUUUUCCUUGUCUUCUACCUAUCUUGCCUUGCCAUUGUAUCAUAUAAGAGGAAAUUAUCGAACAAUGGGAGGCUUCCUCCAGGACCCACUCCUUUGCCUCUGAUUGGGAAUUUCCUACAGAUCAAGUCAUCAGAAAUCUUAAAAUCUCUACUCAAGCUGAGUGAAAGAUAUGGCCCCGUGUUCACUGUCUAUUUUGGAACAAAGCCCAUUGUGGUCUUGUGUGGACAUGAUGCCGUGAAGGAGGCUCUGGUAGACAAGGCAGAUGAAUUCAGUGGAAGGGCCACCAACCCUACCCUGGAACGGUCCUUUGAAGGACAUGGGGUGGUCUUUUCCGAAGGAGAGCGUUGGAAGCAACUACGGCGAUUCUCCCUUGGCGUCCUGAGGGAUUUCGGAAUGGGGAAAAAAUCAAUUGAGGAGCGGAUCCAAGAAGAGGCCCAGUUCCUGCUGGAGGAAUUCAGGAAGACUAAGGAGAAGCCCUUUGACCCCACCUACUUCCUCAGCCAGGCUGUCUCCAACAUCAUUUGCUCCAUUGUUUUUGGGGAUCGCUUUGACUAUGAGGACAAGGAAUUCCGGUCCCUCAUGGAGAUGAUCAACACUUUGUUCCGGGAGUCAAGCUCAAGCUGGGCUCAGUUAUACGACAUGUACGAGAGCUUUCUGAAGUAUUUCCUAGGACCCCCCGCCAAAGUCUAUGAUAGCCUGGAAAAUUUGAGGCUCUUUGUUGCCAAGAAAGUGAAGAUGAACAGAGAGAACUUUGACUCUGACUUCCAACGGGACUUCAUCGAUUGCUUCCUCACCCAGAUGGAAAAGGAAAAAAACAAGCCAGCAAGUGAAUUUAAUGAAAGGAACUUAGAGCUCACUAUCCAGAACCUGUUUGUCGCUGGAACAGAGACAGUCAGCUCCACCAUAAGAUAUGGGUUUCUGUAUCUAAUGAAACAUCCUGAGGUUCAAGCAAAAAUGCAUGAAGAAAUUGAUAAAGUGAUUGGCAACAAUCGUGUCCCAAACAUUGAAGACCGGAGCCAGAUGCCAUACAUGGAUGCUGUCAUCCACGAAAUACAGAGAUGCAGUGAUCUCGUUCCCAUGGAUUUGGCCCACAGGGUUAUCCGUGACACUGAAUUCAGAGGAUACCUCAUCCCUAAGGGGACAGAAAUCUACCCUGUUCUCAGCAGUGUCCUUCAUGACCCAAAAAUGUUUAAAAGACCCUUUGCUUUCGACCCAGAGAAUUUCCUGGAUGAGAAUGGGCGUUUCAAGAAGAAUGACGCCUUUGUCCCAUUUUCCUCAGGGAAGCGGAUCUGUCUUGGUGAAUCCUUGGCUCGCAUGGAGCUCUUCCUCUUCUUCACCACCAUCCUGCAGAACUUCCUCCUGAAGCCCAUUAUCCCCCCUGAAGACAUUGACCUCACUCCUCUGGAAAGUGGCUUGAUCACUAUCCCACCCAUCUAUAAGCUCUCCAUCAUCCCACGCUGACCCAAAGGUCACAUUGUCUACAGCCAUUGAUCUCUUACACUUGCUGAAUCCCACAGCUCUUUAGUGGAGACCCCAUAAUCUGUUUUCUGCUGAAUACUCUAUGUAGAGAAGGAGGAAACUUGUGAUUCACUUCAGACCAAGACAUAUGCUUUGAGCCUGAAAGACUGUCAUGUUCUCUUCUCUAUAUUGAUCUCUGUACCAAAAGAAUGGGGUAAAUCUUGAGAUAUAAAAUGUAACAACAAUAUAUUCAUUAAAUUAGAUUGAUCUGCUGUCAGUGGAUCUUUGUGGCCACUGUCUAGCUUCCAGCUGGUUCCUGUGCUGCCUGUGUAGGUUACAAUUCUUACAGAGGCUGAAUCCCACAACUCCUCAGUCAAACCCCCAUAUUCUAUUUUUUGCCGCAUGAAAAGAGUGAAGUUUAUGAUUCGUUGUGGACUAAGACAUAUACUUUGAGUCUAAAAGCCUGUGAUCCUAUCUUCUCUGUUUUUAAUUUCUGUACCUAAGGAAUGUGUACAUCUUGAAAUAUAAAACAUACAAACAAUACCUUGA